Theileria equi strain WA is the source of this 2175-nucleotide messenger RNA. RefSeq lists its product as hypothetical. Gene Ontology annotation, biological process: snRNA processing. NCBI's taxonomy places the organism in Eukaryota, Apicomplexa, Aconoidasida, Piroplasmida, Theileriidae. The transcript has a single exon. The coding region runs from base 1 to 2175 and encodes 724 amino acids. Gene Ontology annotation, cellular component: integrator complex. The record is from RefSeq and is a predicted model, not a curated record.
AUGUACUAUAAGCUUAUUUGUGAGUGUGCUGAAUGCAACAGCGUACUGCUGCAGAUUGGCGCCGUAAAUGUCCUCGUGAAUGUGCCACUGAAGAUUCUACGGAAAUGUGCAAAGGCCAGGAAUUUGCAAGCUGCGAGCCAUUCACCUGAUGGAUGUGCGGAUGAGGGAGCUAAUUCCGGCGCUGUGAACGCCAAAAGUGCUCCGGAGGCGAAGAUAAAGGCCAAGACAGGACUGAAGACUGAGCAUCAAAACUGGCACUCGGACGUCUAUUCAGCGUUCGGUUGCUUCGAGAUUCACGUCAUUGUGGCAAAUACAGCGCGGGGACUCGAGGGACUGGACCUCCUUGGGGAAUUCUACAGCCUCAGGGACACACACGUCGUCUGCACACGACCGGCCUACACGCUGGCGAACCUUGCGGAGGAGCUCAACGAGGGGAGCUCAGACUCUACGGGCCAUAGCAUCUCGGAAAACCAGGCCCUGCUGGACAGAUUCCGCAAGGGGAUCUCGUUCAAGGGUUCACCUGCCGCUAAUGGGCAAGAGGCUCUCAGGCCCAGGAAGCCGCUCAUUACGGAUAGGGACCUUAUAGAGAGUGGAAACGUGCAUGCAGUGUCGUAUAACGAGGAUGUGGAACUGGACAUUGCGACGGAUCUAGUCUCCAGUGUGGUAUCGGUGGCGACGAGGGCACAGGACCUCCACGAAGCCUACAACAGGAAACAUUUGGAGCACAAGUCAAGAAUCGGAAAACUCGACCCAAACAACGCCAGAAAGUUUAUAACCAGACUUGUAAUCCGCGGUUUUGCCAGCGGAUUCUCACUGGGAUCCGCCAACUGGGUCAUCACUCACAGCGAUUCCCAGGUCAGUGUGGCCAUAAUUGGACCCUCAACAAUCUCCUUUAAUGCAGAACAUUGCAAAGGACUCGAUUAUGACAUUUUAAAGGCCGCCGACUACUUUGUGGUUCUGGACAGUGCAUGUUCAUUCGUCCCCGUGGGAGCGGUUGACAUAUGGAAUGAGCAAAAGCCACACCCGCUGCAGGAAACGCUGGAAAAGGUGUGCACUGAAGCCAUGUCCUCGGAACUUCCGGUACUGCUCCCGGUGGACAUUUACUCUGAGCACAUUUUUCAUAUUUUAAACGCACUCUGUGAUGGACUGCAAAAGACAACUAGCUUCAUUUACUGCGUGGGAGAGAGCAUGGUGCAUUUGUUUGAGUUUGUGGAAAAGUGCACGGAAUGGUCAAACAUGCAGGAUUUCAUCCGCUCGUUCCAAACGGAGGAUACAGAGGAUCUCGAGAUUCUACACCCACUCCACAGGAUUGAGGAUAUAAGGGAAAGGGGACUCUUGUACGUUGGAAAUACUUUGGAUGGCGUCAAGUCUGACUUCAAGACUCCAUUCAUACUCGUUUUGAGUGUCCACAGAGGCUCACCCAUGCUGGACUAUAUCAGGACUUGCAUGGAGCGAGGGGGCUACAAGCUCAUCAUAGUGGAUGAGGGGAUGGCUGCCCUGCUUAAUGAGGAUUUACAGGAUGAAGGAGCAUCGCACGACUGGGAGUUUACGAGCACAUUUCGCCUAGACUACAGGGCAGACGCCAUGGAGGUUUUACCAAUGAUCCCAGAGAGUAGGACGGUAAUCACAUCAAACAGGCUCCAUACAUUCCAUCCCAAUGCCAAGUUUGCACCGACAUACUUUGUGCCAGCUGAAGCCAAGUUUACAGGGUUCCUAAAGGGGAAGAUUAAAACGGAGGAUGUGAAGCGACUUUUGCUACCAAAGUUGAGGAAAGUAAAGGGAAUUGAUGCACAAAUCGCACUUGUGCAGGCUGACGUUUCCAAGAGCAUAAUCACUCUGCAAGAUACGGAGGAUAUCAUGAUGAUUGAUUCAUGCACUGAUACGUCUGAGGAGGGCAUGGAGAGUGCAAGAAUGGACGCCCCUGCACAAGAUUCUCCGGGUAACAAACGACCGAUCUUCUUUGGAACCUUUAGUGUGUACGAGCUCGCAAAAUUUCUAGAGUCUAGAGGGUACAGCGAUUUGCAAGUCUCAGAUUCUGAAUACCCCAAAAAAAUAUGGAACGACGACUUUGUAAUCACACUAGAAGGUCCACAAAAGACAAGUAUAGAAACAACAGACGAAACUCAUCGCAAAAAUAUAAUGCAGGGCCUCCAACAAGUACUAUCUGCAGUUUAA